AUGGCGACAGCUCAAAACGACAUGACAGACUUCAAAGACAUCAUAGCGGCGAUGAUGAAGCAACAGCACGAAUUGCUGCAAGCAAUGGUGACCAACCAGUACCACUUUGCGAACAACCAACAAAGCCUGGCUAAUGAAACGUUGGCUGAAGCACAUAUCAAAUUAGAACCAAUUCCGGAUACGGAAUUGGCCUGCGACGAAUGGUUCACAAACUUGAUGGCCAAAUACGGGGACACAUCCAGACAGAUGCUACUAAAAAAAAUGCGACAAGCAUAUGCGACCCCUACGAACAUAACAUCUUUAGAGGAUGCCCACCAACAUUAUAUGAACCACAGAUUCAAGAAGUCACGGGCACUUCACCACUGCAUCGAAAAGGUCAUGAAAAUCUCGACCACCAAUUUGAGUGCAGCCCACAAUGACCUCACCAACUUGAUUGCCGUGCUCAAAACUAUAUGCCGGCGAAUGAAUGUGGACUCGGGAUCUCACGUUGACAACGUGAUAUUUCGAUAUUCUGAACGUCUCCCAGCAUGGGCACGCAACCUAUUACUCAUGACCGACGAUGCCGAUAGCUUUGUAGAACAUUUGUCUCUUUUGGCAACAACGCGCCAAGAUCGGCGAGCCGACCAGCGUAUGAAACAACUCCAGAGCGAAUUGGACGAGAAGAUGGCGCAUAUCAACUUUAAUCCUGUUGUUGGCAUGAUGGCAUGUGCUCGUAUCUUCCCGCAUGCGAAGCACGACACCCAAUUCUCUGAACCAAUACUUAUUAAGGAAUUUCAAACAAAUCCGACUGUUGCCAAUAAUUGA
Gregarina niphandrodes is the source of this 804-nucleotide messenger RNA. RefSeq lists its product as hypothetical. The coding region runs from base 1 to 804 and encodes 267 amino acids. Lineage: Eukaryota; Apicomplexa; Conoidasida; Eugregarinorida; Gregarinidae. The record is from RefSeq and is a predicted model, not a curated record. The transcript has 2 exons.